GUCCGAACCAAUUUCUAUUUUCAUUUCAUUAAUUAACCGUGACUUCGCUGCAUCUUUCCUCUCCAAAGCCACAUCACCACCGGCAACCACCAUUUCGCAGAUCUCCGACACGGCAUCCACAUCUCUCACCGUCAUCUACAUCCUUUAUUACCUAUUUUCACACUGAAGUGUAAACUCGAAGUGCUGGAUCCAUAUAAGAAGAGUAUAUCUAUUAAAUCUCCACUAUGAGGAGAGCUGGACUUCACAGGCAGCAUGGAAGGCACGGCGGAGGUUCAGGAUUCAAAGGAAUGAUUGCGAAGUUGUCGAUUGCUGCUGCGGUGCUUUUGAUCGGUACGCUCUCAUUGUUCUAUUCGUCAACCCGAACCACAAACGUUCAAUCCAAUUAUCGCUCAGAGAUCCGUUUAGAAGAACUUUGGAGCAAUGCUGAUUCCGGUGGCUGGCGACCGUCGUCUACCCCGCGCUCUCAUUGGCCCCCUCCUCCGAGUAAGAGUAAUGGCUAUUUGCGUGUUCGAUGUAACGGUGGACUUAAUCAGCAGCGUACUGCAAUCUCCAAUGCCGUUCUUGCUGCGCGAAUCAUGAAUGCUACACUAGUGCUGCCUGAGUUGGAUGCAAACUCCUUUUGGCAUGAUGAAAGUGGUUUCCAAGGUAUCUAUGAUGUUCAGCACUUCAUCAUGACACUGAGGUUUGACGUAAAGAUUGUAGAAAGCAUUCCAGAAAAUGAGAAAAAUGGAAAAAAGAAGAAAAUAAAAGCAUUUCAGCUCCGCCCCCCUAGAGAUGCUCCUAUAAGUUGGUAUACUACUGACGCUCUCAAGAAAAUGAAGGAACACGGGGCCAUCUAUCUUACUCCCUUUUCCCACCGCUUAGCCGAAGAAAUUGACAAUCCUGAGUACCAAAGAUUGAGGUGUAGAGUUAACUAUCAUGCUUUAAGAUUCAAGCCACAUAUUAUGAAGCUAAGUCAAUCAAUAGUUGAUAAACUACGUGCACAAGGACCCUUCAUGUCAAUACAUCUUCGGUUUGAGAUGGAUAUGUUGGCAUUUGCUGGAUGCUUUGAUAUAUUUACACCUGCGGAGCAAAAGAUUCUGAAGAAGUAUCGAGAAGAAAAUUUUGCUCCUAAAAAACUUGUCUAUAAUGAAAGAAGAGCCAUUGGAAAAUGCCCACUGACUCCUGAGGAGGUUGGUCUUAUUUUGCGUGCAUUGGGUUUUGACAAUUCUACCAGGAUAUAUCUAGCGGCUGGUGAAUUGUUUGGUGGGGAUCGAUUUAUGAAUCCAUUUCGAAGUUUGUUCCCAAGACUUGAGAAUCAUUCUUCUGUAGAUCACUCUGAAGAGCUUGUUGAGAACACUAGGGGAUUGGCAGGUUCUGCUGUGGAUUACAUGGUCUGCCUUCUUUCUGACAUUUUCAUGCCAACCUAUGAUGGCCCAAGCAACUUUGCAAACAACCUCCUAGGGCAUCGCCUUUACUAUGGCUUCCGGACUACAAUCAGACCUGAUAGAAAAGCUCUUGCCCCCAUCUUCAUUGAUAGGGAGAACGGACGCGUGUCUGGUUUUGAAGAAGCUGUUAGGAAAAUCAUGCUAAAAACAAACUUUGGUGAACCUCACAAGCGUGUUUCUCCGGAGUCUUUCUAUACUAAUUCUUGGCCUGAAUGCUUCUGCCAAACAUCAGCUAAGAACCCAGCAGACAAUUGCCCACCAAAUGAUGUUUUAAGUACUCUGAAUAGCGAAUUGGAAAAAUCAGCUACAGACACAAACUCAACAAUAUCUUGAACACAAAUAAUGGGGCUACUUGUGGCUUUGAGCAGGUGGUUCUUUUAUUCCGCAGUAGUGAACUACUAUGGGCCAAAUUGAAAAGGAACGAGCAUCUAUUACUGGAUCCAGCUUUUCAGGUGAUAUUUUUUGCCUCGAAUUAUUGUUUCUACUGAGGGAAUGAUUCAGUUAGAUAACAAGAAUUCAAGAAGCUGAUUUGUAUAUUUCCCUUAUUUAAUUUUGUGUAGACAAUAGAAGGAAGAUAACACGGAUUGGGUAGAGAGCCGGUGAAAGGCACUUCUAAUGUGACUGGUGUUAUAUUGCGUAGAUUGUGGAUGAGAAAGGCACUUCUACUUACCUAGUGAAAGUUGACAUUUCUGGCAUAUAUACAUGUUAUAAAUGUUAGAUAUUUGAAGUGCAGAUAAGUAACUGUUGAGUUAAAUAUAUUAUAUAUGUCCUUUUAAAAAAGUGUUAAAUAUAUGUUUUUUUUUUAUUUAA
This is a messenger RNA of Cicer arietinum (chickpea), 2237 nucleotides long. RefSeq names its product O-fucosyltransferase 1. Gene Ontology annotation, cellular component: trans-Golgi network; cytoplasm; endosome. NCBI's taxonomy places the organism in Eukaryota, Viridiplantae, Streptophyta, Magnoliopsida, Fabales, Fabaceae. The record is from RefSeq and is a predicted model, not a curated record.